Messenger RNA from Pomacea canaliculata, 2147 nucleotides. Its product is annotated as sodium-coupled monocarboxylate transporter 2-like. The transcript is spliced from 14 exons. The record is from RefSeq and is a predicted model, not a curated record. Gene Ontology annotation, molecular function: symporter activity. NCBI's taxonomy places the organism in Eukaryota, Metazoa, Mollusca, Gastropoda, Architaenioglossa, Ampullariidae. Gene Ontology annotation, biological process: transmembrane transport; sodium ion transport. Gene Ontology annotation, cellular component: membrane. Bases 154 to 1641 code for a protein of 495 amino acids.
ACCUGGAAAUGCGCUUCGACAAGCAUGUGAGAAUAUUGGGUUCAAGUCUUCUUAUACUGCAAACGUUGCUGUAUAUGGCAUUUUUGCUGUAUGCACCAUCGCUUGCUUUAAAUCGCAGUCACAGGGCUUCAUCUGUGGGGCUCUGUUGUCGGCAUGGGGUUUGUUGUGACCUUCUACACGACUCUGGGCGGGAUGAAGGCGGUGCUGUGGACAGACACCUUUCAGGCCGGGGUCAUCUUUGCUGGUCUGCUGGCGGUACUCAUCCAAGGUUCUAUCGUCAUGGGCGGCUUCGGCAACGCCUGGCUCAUCGCUAGCAAUCGCUCCAGAAUCGUCUUUGACGAAUUUGACUUUGACCCCAAGACUCGACACACGGUAUGGUCAAUGGUUGUUGGCGGUCUCUUCUUCUGGGUCUACCUGUACGGCAUUAACCAGGCACAAGUACAGCGCUGCCUGUCUUGCCCUAGCGUCAAGAAAGCCCAGAUGGCUAUGUUCCUGAACAUGCCGGGACUGAUUCUCAUCGUCAGUCUCUGCUGCAUGAUCGGCAUCGUCAUGUUCGCCUUCUACGCCGACUGCCACCCGAUUACGUUUGGCCUCGUUACAAAAACUGACCAGCUCAUCCCACUUUUUGUGAUGGACAUCUUGGGACACGUUGACGGCCUUCCUGGAGUAUUUCUGUCCUGCGUCGUCAGUGGCAGCCUGAGUUCGUUGUCGUCGGGACUGAACGCUCUGGGAGCAGUUACGUUUAGUGACAUUAUGCAGACCAGCCAUUGCUGUAAAAACGUCUCGGAAUUCCGCUCCGCCAUGAUCUCAAAAUUACUCGUGGGUUUCUAUGGAUUGUUAGCCAUCGCUCUUGCGUGGGUUGUCUCUCAUCUGGGCUCCGUGCUUGAGGCCAUUUACAUAGUGUUUGGAAUACUCAAUGGCCCUGUGCUGGGGGUUAUCACAUUUGGGAUGUUCUUCCCUUGGGGCAACAAGUGGGGCGCUUUCUUCGGGACCAUGACCUCUCUGGUACUACUGCUGUGGAUAGGACUGGGGGCCUUCUUUAACGACAUCAAAACACCGCUGUCAGUGACCAGUACAACGGCCUGCAACUGGACGACCAAGGCAGGCAUCACAGAGCCUAAUGUCACCCUGACCACCACCGCCGUCACCACCACGACUAUAGUGACCCAUUCGUCUUCCGCUGGAGUGCUGGAGCCGCUGUACCAAAUGUCAUACAUGUGGUACACGGGACUGGGCAUGAUCUUGGUGUGGGGGCCUGGCAUCGUCAUCAGCUUCUUCACGGGCUUCACUAAACCGACCUCAAUUGAUCCCCGUUUGAUCUGCCCCAUCUUCGAUAAGCUCUUCCCCUGUCUUCCCGAGAAGAUUCUCAAGCCCCUUCGCUUUGGCAUCGUGCAUAAAGGGAAAUAUGACCGGAGCGCAUCAAAGAGCACCAUCUACAAUAUACAAUCUGGCUCUGCUUCUUCCCUCAACAAAAAUCCUGAAUUCUCGAAAGAGCGAGAUGGUGACAACACAUUCGUCAAGCCUACUCGUGAGGAAGAUGACACACCGAAAGUGAAAAUAAUUAUUGGUGAUGGGAAUAUUAAUGAGGCAUUCGCACCUGGAGAAAGUUUCGAAAACGGAGUAGUACAGACUCGACUGUAAACACUUUCAUGUGGUAGAUGGUAAUAUUAGCUUUUGAUUUAAAGCAGGGCCUUUAAACAUAGACUGGAUCUGAUAUUUGUCACUCUACCACCACUGAGGCUCAGACACCUUUUAUCAGCUUGCUUUAGAGAAUAUUGUUGUGCUCACUAUGCUUGCAUGUUAAACAGAGAUGUAUUUCUAAAUAAUAGGUGUAGCACUUUCCAAAGUUUUUUACAACUUUUAAAAUUAACUCACAAUCAAAUCUUUAUGUCCUGAUUUGUAAACAUAUUUGUAAACAUUGAUUUUGUCUCACGUCUAUGUCUGCACCGAUGAGUGUUUAACUGAGGAAAAGCAAACCUGGAGGUAGGGGUUUAUCUCCGUUUCCUAACUGUGGCUCCAAAUGCUUUUCUUUGUUCUGUAUUAUACUUAGUAUAUAACACUAUUACUUAAGCCAGGCAGGGGUGCUUACGGCUGAAAUGUUUCAAAGGUAACCAGGUGAGGAUCUGUAAUAAAGCCUUACAACACAA